AUGGUCAAAGCGGCCAGGUCCUACCAAUGCCAUCGGUGCUCACGAUCAUUUGCGCGACUCGAGCAUUUGCAGCGUCAUGAUCGAUCGCACACCAAGGAGAAGCCUUUCGUGUGCGACAAAUGCCCCAAGUCAUUCACCCGCAAGGAUCUUCUGGCACGCCAUGAGCGUCUAUCCCACAGUUCCCCUUCAGCGGAUGCGGGCCGCGGGUCGACAUCCUCGCCCGCUUCUCGGCCGAUAUUUGACGGGCUGAAUAUGCUCGCGUCGGCUGUGACAGAGAGCCAAGUGCCAACACCUGCAGAAGAGAGCCCGCAAUUUCUACCGGGAAAUACGACAUUUGGUCCCGAUAUGUCAGGGGUUUCUCAGACUACCUCGAACCAGACGCCCGCAACCGCCCCGUCGGAAGGAACCACGUUUACUGAAUCCUUUGGGGGGUUUGGAGCACCGGCGCCGUACGAUGGAGAUGAUUUCACCUCUUUCCUGGACAGUAUUCCUCUCCCAAGCCACCCGUACUCCCCGACUUAUCAGCCCUUGCCUUUGUUCCCGGCAUUUCAGUUCGAUUCGACGCCUGUCUACGAGCAGUCCUCGGAAAGAGACAAGGACGCUGCAAGUGUGGCGACGCCGUCGAGCUCUGUGCUUCCCCGACAUGGCACUCAGCUGCCCUCACUGCAACCGGAGGAAUCGCAUACUCCGUACAAAGCACGACAGCCGAGGAGCUCCAUCUCCGUAACGACACAGUGUCGCGAGCGCAUAGUAGCGUUGAUGGUUGACUACUCCAAUGUCAUGCCAAACCCCUUCAUCCCCUCACGACAUGCCUUGUCCCGGUGUCUUACCGGCUACUUGGCUGGAUAUCAUGACCAUUAUCCGAUUAAGCAUAUUCCAACUUUCAACGUGGAAGAAAUAUCCCUACCGCUAUUCCUAUCGAUGGCGGCACUCGGUGCACAGUAUUGUCGGGAGCCCGACACGAGCAUGAGGCUGUACCUCGUUGCUAAAGCAGUGACCAUGGAGCAUAUUCGCAGAGAAUUCCAAUGGAUCGUACCAAAGCCGCCUUCUAACCCAACCAUCUCCGAAGACCAGGACCAUCUCGAGACUAUCCAAGCAUUGUUGAUGCUGACCUCGAUCUCAUCCUGGUCUGAGCGCAACCCGUCGUAUUCCGAGGGUCUCUAUAUACGAGGGGUCAUGGAAACCCUCCUUCGACAAGGUGGGCUAAAUGACCUGCCGAUCCAAGACGGGACAUGGCACAGCUGGAUUCGCAUGGAGGAGCGAAAGCGCACCAAGCUCGUCGUUUUCUGCUUCCUGAAUAUCCACACCAUCGUGUUCGACGUGCCGCCACUCGUCCUGACUGAAGAGAUUACAUUCGACCUACCGUGCACCGAGAAAGAAUGGCAAGCCACCACAUCCUACCAAUGGAUGGAAGAGCGAGGCCAAGUCAAGACGGAAACUAAAUUCCAAGACGCCCUAUCCUCCCUGUUCACACAUUCUCCGGGAUCCAAAGACCGACUAGAAAGCUUCUCCUCGAUGGGCGGAUACGUCUUAAUCCACGCCAUCAUCCAAAACAUCUGGCUCAUCCAAAAAGCCAACCGACUCCCAGACACCAAAACCAGCUCCUUAUCCCCGGCCCAAAUCACAUCUCAAGAACAAGCGCUAGAGCAUUGGUGCCAAUGCUGGGAACACAACCAAGAAUCAUCCAUCGACCCGUUCAACCCCCACGGACCCUUGUCAUUCACAUCCACCGCUCUCCUCCGCUUAGCCUACAUCCGCCUGAACGCGGAUUUCAGCUCCGCGCGUCGCUUCCAGACUUGGAACCCGAAUGAAAUCGCCCGCUCCCUUAAGACAAACCUAAACGUGGAACGCAGCGACCGACUCACGCGCGCCGCAUUACAUUGCGCACACGCACUCAGCACACCUAUCAAGCUGGGAAUCAACUUCGUGGCACACACGCAAGUAGUGUCCUGGUCAAAUCAGUACGCGUUAUGCUCCCUAGAAUGCGCAGUGCUACUAGCGAAAUGGUUAGAAGUCGCCACGGUCCCCAAUCCCCAACCCAGCCUGACGGAGCAAGAAACCAAACUCUUAGAAUUCGUGAUCGAGAUGGUCAUGGAGGCCCGUCACGGCGUAUCUCGAGACUGGCUUCUGGCAAAUAACACCCGACUGAGCGCGGUGGUUACUCGACUGUGGGCUCGGCUCUUCACGGCCGACUAUAUUUGGGAACUGGUCAAUUUGAUCGGACGGUCUUUGAACCAAUAUGCUGAAAUAUUGGAGAGCCCCGAAUAG
This is a messenger RNA of Aspergillus steynii IBT 23096, 2268 nucleotides long. RefSeq names its product transcription factor domain-containing protein. The record is from RefSeq and is a predicted model, not a curated record. The coding region runs from base 1 to 2268 and encodes 755 amino acids. Gene Ontology annotation, cellular component: chromatin. Gene Ontology annotation, molecular function: RNA polymerase II cis-regulatory region sequence-specific DNA binding; zinc ion binding; DNA-binding transcription factor activity, RNA polymerase II-specific. The transcript is spliced from 3 exons. Gene Ontology annotation, biological process: DNA-templated transcription; regulation of transcription by RNA polymerase II. Lineage: Eukaryota; Fungi; Ascomycota; Eurotiomycetes; Eurotiales; Aspergillaceae.